This is a messenger RNA of Salvia miltiorrhiza (redroot sage), 1547 nucleotides long. RefSeq names its product glyceraldehyde-3-phosphate dehydrogenase, cytosolic. The transcript has 11 exons. Lineage: Eukaryota; Viridiplantae; Streptophyta; Magnoliopsida; Lamiales; Lamiaceae. Gene Ontology annotation, molecular function: oxidoreductase activity, acting on the aldehyde or oxo group of donors, NAD or NADP as acceptor; NAD binding; NADP binding. Gene Ontology annotation, biological process: glucose metabolic process. The record is from RefSeq and is a predicted model, not a curated record. Bases 320 to 1333 code for a protein of 337 amino acids.
UAUUUGACGCAAAUGAAUGACAAGAUUCAUACCGCGACGCGGGAUCUGAGCGGUGGAAGAUGCACGUGGCAGUCAUGUGAUGGGAGUCCACGCCCUCCGAAAUAACCGCUCAGCUGACAGUGGGCCCCGCCUCGAUCUCAGCCUCGGCUAUUCCGCCUCACUCUUGUAGAUCGUAACGCACUCGUCAUUUUCCUACUUCUCCACUCUCACUCUUCAUUCUAUAUAUACACCUCCACAUUUGCUCUUCGCUUUCCUCCAACCCUACUCAACACUCUUCCUCUACUCUCCUCUUCUUUCUAAACAUCUCGCAUCCGGACUCAUGGCCAAAAUUAAGAUCGGAAUCAACGGAUUCGGAAGGAUCGGUCGUUUGGUGGCUAGAGUGGCUCUGCUCAGUGAUGAUGUUGAACUUGUCGCCGUUAACGAUCCAUUUAUUACCACCGAGUACAUGACCUACAUGUUCAAGUACGACAGUGUGCAUGGACAAUGGAAAAAGGACGAGCUUAAGGUUAAGGAUUCAAAGACGCUUCUCUUUGGUAACAAGCCAGUGACUGUGUUUGGCAUGAGGAACCCUGAGGAGAUUCCGUGGGGUGAGGCUGGAGCUGAGUACGUUGUGGAGUCUACAGGUGUUUUCACUGACCAGGACAAGGCUGCUGCACACUUGAAGGGAGGAGCCAAAAAAGUUGUAAUUUCUGCCCCAAGUAAAGAUGCCCCCAUGUUCGUUGUGGGUGUCAACGAGAAGGAGUACAAGAAAGACAUCAACAUUGUGUCUAAUGCUAGUUGCACUACCAACUGCCUUGCUCCUUUGGCUAAGGUCAUAAACGACAGGUUCGGUAUCGUUGAGGGGUUGAUGACUACUGUGCACUCUAUCACUGCUACCCAGAAGACUGUUGAUGGGCCUUCAAUGAAGGACUGGAGAGGUGGAAGAGCUGCUUCAUUCAACAUUAUCCCCAGCAGCACUGGAGCUGCAAAGGCUGUUGGAAAGGUGCUUCCUGCCCUAAAUGGAAAGCUUACCGGGAUGGCUUUCCGUGUCCCAACUGUUGAUGUUUCAGUCGUUGAUCUUACUGCAAGGCUCGCAAAGGCAGCUUCUUAUGAUGAAAUUAAAGCCGCAAUCAAGGAGGAAUCCGAAACUAACUUGAAGGGGAUCCUUGGUUACACAGAAGAUGAUGUUGUGUCUACCGACUUUGUCGGUGACUCCAGGUCUAGCAUUUUCGACGCUAAGGCUGGAAUCGCUCUUAACGGGAACUUUGUCAAGGUCGUUUCGUGGUAUGACAAUGAAUGGGGUUACAGCAACCGCGUGAUUGAUUUGAUCCGUCACAUGGCAUCUGUAGCUUGAUGGACUCAAAUGUGUUGCUGGAAAAGAGAGGGAUUUAAUUCUGCUUAAUUGGUUGGGUAGCUAAUAGGCAUAGCUAGGGCCAUUGAAUAAAAUGAGAGCUGAUCAUUAUAACUUGUGCGGAUCUUUUUUCUUUGUACGAGGGACAUGUAGAACAGAAUUUAUAUCUUGUUUUCAUCUUUUUCGGCAUGAAUUUCGUGUCCUACAUUUUACUCUA